Molecule: messenger RNA, 9641 nt
Organism: Bacillus rossius redtenbacheri
Lineage: Eukaryota; Metazoa; Arthropoda; Insecta; Phasmatodea; Bacillidae
Gene: dop
Product: microtubule-associated serine/threonine-protein kinase 3
Exons: 23
Coding region: 298-4992 (1564 amino acids)
Biological process (GO): peptidyl-serine phosphorylation; intracellular signal transduction
Molecular function (GO): ATP binding; protein binding; protein serine/threonine kinase activity
Source: RefSeq, a predicted model, not a curated record
AUCCAUGGUGGUUGUACAGAUUAUUCAGAGCAGACUGUUUGUUGUGAUGGAAUUACUUGAAAAAGUAACUGGAGAUAUGCAAAAUGAUGGAUGUUCGUGAUCAUAAAUAUAGUUUUAAGUGGCAUGGAGUUUGCUGUGAAGAAGAAUUUAAAAUGUGCUCUUCUUCAGUCAGCAGAAAUUUUUAUUUGCCAAGAUGUAUAUUAAAAAGUUAUCAAAGUUUAAAACCAGCAUUUACUUACAGCUGUUUACCAGAAAAUAUUGACUAUAAAUUCAGUGUUGUCUAUAAGAGGCAUUAAAAUGGAUGUUCCUGGAAGAAGCAGACCUAGAGUUCGUGUGUACUCACAGUCCACACGACUUACAUUUGAUAAGUCAUCAUCUUCAGUUAAACCUAAUGAUGAUCUUAUCUAUAAUAGAUACUCGGACUCAGAUGACAGAAAACACACCAGGGAUGGAGGUCAUGAUUGUUGUGGGUUAGUACGCAUGAGGGCUUCGGCCCUUGGACAGUCGGCACCCUCACUUUCUACUAGCAUGAAGGAACUCAAUUUGUCUCGUAGAAGUAGCAGAGUUGCACAUCGAAAAAGUUUCAUUUCAACUACAUCUCCAACACUGCCAAGAUGUCAUUCACCAAUAUCUGGGAGCCCACUUGAAAGUCCACGAGUGUCUCCUAGUCAGCACUUUUCUUUCAUGCCAUUUAAGAGGGGUGAUGGAAGAAGGUGGUCUGUUGCUUCCCUUCCAUCAUCUGGGUACGGGACUACACCAGGCAGUUCCAGUGUUUCUUUGCAGUCACGAUGUUCAAGCCAAGAAAAACUACAUCAGCUGCCGAAUAUCCCCACCUGUGAAGAGCUGCAAAUGUUGACAUCUCAUUUCUCUUCCAAUGAAAGCAGUGCUGGGUGGGAUGAAGAAGGCAGGAAGUCCCCGUUCCAUCGUCCACGAUCUCGCAGUUUAAGUAGUCCUAGUCGCUCACCUAUUAUGGAUGAUGAAAUUGUCACCAUGAAUACGCUCUAUAAGGAGAGGUUUCCAAAGGCUACUCAAGAAAUGGAAGAGCGCCUUAAAACUUUCAUAAAUGACAACAAAAUGAUUGAGUCAAAGGAUUGUUGGAAUGAUUUGCAGAAAGAUUCCUUGCCAAUUGUACGAUUUGUUCAUCAUCAAAUUCUUGAAAUGGCACGAGACUGCCUUUGUAAAUCACAAGAGAAACUAAUUACUAGUCGAUAUUUCUAUGAACUAUCAGAGAAUCUAGAAAAGCUAGUAAUGGAGACUAAAGAAAAGUCUCCAGUUGCAGCAUCUAAACUGACCAGUUCUGUUAAAAAAUUACUUCUGAUACUUUCAAGACCUGCUCGAUUACUCGAAUGCUUGGAGUUUGAUCCAGAAGAAUUUUAUCACCGUCUUGAACAAGCUGAAGGGCAAGCAAAAACUUCACAUGGGAUCAAAGCUGAUAUUCCUCAAUAUAUUAUCAGUAAAUUGGGGCUUAACACUGAUCCCAUUACAGAAUUUCAAGAAGACCUAAGUGAGAUGGAAAAUACAUCAGAAAAAGGAAAACUUUCUCUGUCUCAAACAGCCAAUCCAAGACAACUUAUGGAACUGAAGAUACCAUCGGAGGAAGACUUUUCUAUCAUAAAACUCAUAUCAAAUGGUGCUUAUGGAGCUGUAUACUUGGUAAGGUUGAAAGAAACUCACCAGCGCUUUGCAAUGAAAAAAAUUGCAAAAAACAAGUUAAUGUUACGCAACCAAGUAGAUCAGGUAUUUGCAGAGCGUGAUAUCAUGAGUUUUACAGACAAUCCAUUUGUCGUUAGCAUGUACUGCAGCUUUGAAACGAAGAAGCACUUGUGCAUUGUGAUGGAAUAUGUGGAAGGCGGUGAUUGUGCAACUCUUUUGAAAACCAUGGGUCCCUUGCUGCCAGAUGUGGCCCGCUUCUACUUUGCUGAAACAGUUUUAGCUGUUGAAUACCUUCACAGCUAUGGUAUAGUUCAUAGGGAUCUGAAACCUGACAAUCUGCUUAUCACAGCUCUGGGUCAUAUAAAACUUACUGAUUUUGGAUUAAGUAAAAUGGGUUUAAUGUCAUUGGCAACAAAUUUAUAUGAAGGUUACAUGGAUAAAGAGACAAAACAGUUCUCAGAUAAACAAGUUUUUGGUACUCCAGAGUAUAUUGCACCAGAAGUAAUUUUGAGGCAAGGCUACGGAAAACCAGUGGACUGGUGGUCUAUGGGAAUAAUACUUUAUGAGUUUCUGGUUGGCUGUGUACCUUUCUUUGGUGACACACCAGAAGAAUUGUUUGCUCACACAGUAAAUGAUGACAUAGAAUGGCCAGCAGAAGAAGACUGGCCAGUGCAGGCAGAAGCCAAAGAAAUAAUAACUGGCCUGCUGCAGCAGAGUCCCCGAGACAGACUGGGUACAGUGAGUGCACAGGAAGUGAAGGAACACCAAUACUUCCACGGGGUUGACUGGAAUUCCCUUCUUCGGCAGAAGGCACAAUUUGUUCCACAGCUUGAUCAUGAUGAGGAUACCAGUUACUUUGACACUCGUAUGGAUCGUUACAAUCAUGAGAUUGGAGAAGAUACAGAUGAUACUGAUGAUUCUCCUUUGUUUGGAUCGUUUUCAUCGUGUGCACCAAAGUUUCGCAGAGUGCAUACCAGAAUAGCACCAUCUGAGCUAGCAGAAGAUGUUUCUUCAAAGAAAUCCAUUUCUCGCAAUGACUCUGGUCAGUCAGAUCAUUCAGAGUCAUCUCCUUCUGUUCUGGAUGGUACCACUGACACAUCAGAAGUUGAAGCUUCUUACGACAAUGGUACUGACAGGACUAUAGCCAAUCAAAGUACCCCAGAAUCGUCUCAGACGGAAAGUGAUGAUGUGUCACCACAAAUUCAGAGGAAACGUCGACUCCACUACAAGGAAACCAUUCCACAGUUUUCAAUGUCUGUUGAAGAAAAUCGCUCAAGCACGGACAUGGAACAUAUUAGAGAACCGCCUUCAUCCGAUGAAAAGUCUUCCAAGCAUUCUGAAUCUUUUGUGCCACUGCGUAUAGCACUGCCAACCAAGCACCGCUCCAGAGCUGUAAUUAAAAGUGCAUCUGCAUCUGGUCUCUCCUUGAUGAUCCCAUCAGAUGAUUCUCCUCCACAGCCAGUACAGUCGCCUGGCGGCUCAAGCACUGCCAGCUCCCGGGACACGUCUCCGUGUCGGGAACUGUCUCCUCUUGUAGCCAAUCUCAAUCCUCCAAUUAUAAUUAGGCGGGGACCGUGUGGCUUUGGCUUCACCAUUCAUACUAUUCGAGUAUACUUUGGUGAUACAGAUUUCUAUACCAUGCAACACUUGGUGAUGGCUGUGGAGAAAGGCAGUCCUGCAUUUGAGUCCGGUGUCCGACCAGGAGAUCUCAUUACUUACAUAAAUGGAGAAGCAGUGCAGGGACUGUACCAUACCCAGGUGUUGCACUUGCUGCUCUCGGGUGGUGACCAUGUAACAUUGCGGUUUACUCCGCUCGAGAAUACGUCAAUCAGGACUGGUGGGCGUAAGCAUGAACUGUGGCAGAGUAAACUAGCAAGAAGGAAUGUACAUCGGCAGCGUAGACAGAAGAGGGACCACACAGAUAAACGAAGGAAGUCAUCUCUCUUUAGGCGGAUAAGCAGUAAACGUGCCACAGUAGAAAUGCAACAGCAAACUGCUGUAAACAUACCUUCACCUUCGAUCUCGACCCCAAGCCGCAGCUUCCAGCAGCUUCCUCGAGCACUUACUUACCAGGAUAGUGCUACAACUUCUACCAACCUCAACAAAACAUUGUGCUCUCCUCCUACGAAUCGUGUCACAUUCUCUUCACCUGAGAUGACGCAGUCACCAGUUAACUCUUCACAAUCCAGCUCACCUAGUUCAUCUACACCCAACAGCCCAGCUACAGUCACAACUUCUACACCCAUGCAUUACCAGCGACCAUCAACACUGCAUGGUCUGAAGCACAAGUUGCAUUCUGCAGCUAAAGGAAUCCACUCCCCAAACAGGAGAAAGUCAGUCGGCCACAUCCCACUUUCCCCACUAGCUCGCACACCUUCUCCAUCGCCACUCCCAUCUUCUCCCACUCGCUCUCCUAGCCCACUAGCCUUCCCAGUUGGGCACCACCCAGGAAGCUCAAACACCACACAGUCGUACAGCCCGAGCACAUCACUCACCACACCAGGCAGUGGCAGCAAGAAGAACUACAGCAGACCGAAGAGUGCUGAGCCAGGCUCUCCUCUUCUACGUCGUGCACUUUCCCCCGAUCGCUUGCACCCACGCAGUGCCGAGAGUAAGGUCAAGUGUGCUUCUCCGUCAAUUUCUCCUCUCUGCAAUCCAGCCCUUAAAAUAAUGGUUUCUUCUGCUCCUUGGGUUACCAUUACAUCCCAGAGUUCUCCUGUUCCUACAUAUGCAGAACCUGUUGAUAAAGUAGCUGCCACACAGUACCCACUUAUGGUUCGCACUGUAAAAGAAGGUGUGGUUGAAAAGUUGGGUUGCAUGACGGACUUGCAUUUAAGACCAGAAAGAAGAGAGCGAAAACUCUGUGUCGAGCCUCCUAGUAGUGGUGAAGAGUUUAUUCCGUAUUUCUGCCAAGAAAGUGAUGGUGACUUUUUGAGAAAUUCAAAUGUAGUAACUUCAACCAACCUUACUACUGCUUCUACUUGUGACAGAAAUUCACAUCUUCCUCGCAUUGCUGAAGAAAAGGAUUCUCCAACCGGGUCAAGAGACGAUUCGUUAUUUCUCUGCCAAGAUAUGGGAAAGGAUGCUUCAGUGGCAGAAUCUAAGAUUGCUGGAGCAGAGAAAGAAACUGUAUUGAACAAAGUAAAAUCAUUAGAGACCACGAAAAAAGAUGCUGGUGCUAGAAAGAAUGCUGGAAUUGAGGGAAUAGAAACACUACGAAUUCAAAAAUCAGUUGAAAAACUUCCUCAAAAAGUAGAUCAAGCAUCUAGAAAAUCAAGCAGUGCACCUUCUGUUAAUACUAGUGAGAAUACUAAAGCAGAAAGUAAAUGUAACAGGUAAAUUAUUACUUUUUAUCCUUUUAAUGUGUAAUUUAAGAUUCACUGCUACAGAAUUUAGUAUUUUUAUUUUAUAACUCAGGUUUUUUAUAAAAUCAUAAUAAUCCUGUGCACACAGUGUUUUUUUUAAACAAGAUUAUUUGAUGGAGAUUGUUAACAUAAAUUUUUAAUGAUAUUCCAGCAAAAACAGUGAUUUAAACCACUGCCAAAACAUAUUUGAAAUCUUAGUCGUUCAAGGGUAUUUCAAAGAUUUUUUUCAAACUGGGGUUUCAAAUCCCACCAUACCUUGUUUCGUGUGUCUCAUAGAAAAUUAUAGGUGGAAUUUUUUUUAGUACAGAGAUGUUUUAUUUUGAAAUGCAAAUAGGAACUAUAACAAGUCUGCCCCAAGGUAUUGCUGAAUGAUUUUGUAUUUUUGUUUUAUUUAUGACUAAAUUGACUGGUUUUAUUUUAUAAUUAUGUGAGAAGUUGCAUGAUAAAGUCAGCUCUACUAAUGUGUAUGUACAUUUAUUAAUUAAUUUAUUGAGGAAGUUUUCCACUGAGGUGCAAGCAAGUGGCAGAUUAAACUCAGUUUGUCAAUAGGCCAGAAAAUAAAUGCUAAUAUUCAUUUAUACUUAAUCUAAAGUUUUUUAUUUUUUUAAUUGCAUAUACUUUACAUCAAACAUUGUGUGGAUUGAGAUGGUUGCUAAGUAGUAAAAGUUGUUCCUUGUUGUAACAUUUGGUUUUAUAUGUGAGUUUUAUAUUGAAUUCCUCUGAAAUGAUUAGUUAUUGCAGUAAUUUAUGUGGUAGUGGCAUACUUAUGUUGCUAACAAGCUCAUAUUUCCAUUUAGGUAAUAAGUAUUCUUAUUUCCACAUGGUACACAAAAGAAUCCAAACACAAUUUAAAAGUGUUUAUUGAACGUCAAACCAUUUGGUGGUAAGUGACAGCAUUUAGUGUACCUUUUGAUAAUAAAGUAACAUAAAAUUUAAGUUGAACAGCUACAGUAAGAGAAUAAAGUAAUAUUUGUCAUCAUACGCUGCUGCUCCAACUUAAUAAACACCAAAAUAUUUGGAGAUAAUAAGUAUUAUAAACCCAUUUGUAUGUUAAUAUUCUUUUUUGAGUUCCAUCUGCCACUUUAAGGAAUCUGUUGAGGACAUGAAAAGAAGGUCCUGUGUUCUUUUAUGAACUAUUGUUGUGACUUAUCUGACUUUACCAAUAGACUCAUUCAGAUAUUAGUAUAACUAUUAAUCAACAAAUCUGUCUUGGUUUUUUACCCUACUGUUAUUAAAUUCAGUUGUCUCUGUGUGUAUAUUUAUGUAUGUCUGCAUUCCUCCAAAUAGUUUAUAAAUGCUUUCAACAAAUUAUAGAAAGCUUUGUACGCAAUUAUAAUUUUACCAGGCCACCAGACUUGAUAGUUUUAAAACAGCUAAUAUACUUGUUUUGGAAAUAAACUUAAGUAUAAACUUCUAAACUUAAUGGUGAAAAAAAAUUAGAAAAUUUUGUCUAGAAUCUCCUCCACAGUUGUGCAAGAACACUUCUAUUGGCUGUUUUCUGUUUGAAACACACUUUUAUAGUUAAUUUUUUAAUUUCUAUUUCCUUAUAUAAAACUGAGUGUGUGGUUUCAAGAAACACCUGUUCAUUCAAAAAUUAUUAACACAUACAUAUUAACGGUAGUAAUUUUAAAGUAUUCUUAUUCCUUUAGAUAUGUUGCCAAAUUUUACUAGCCAUUCUUGUGGUAGAUGAUAUUUCACAUUUGUAUGCCUGUAACCACUUAAAUGGUACACAUAUUAGUGGAUACUUUUUUCUGUUGUCAAUGAACAGAUACUUAAAUUUUUGUAACUAUGCAUUCAGAGAUACUUGAAAAUACAAUCAGUUUAACACCAUUGUAAAUUGUCUAAUUUUUGGGCUGUGUGAGCACAAUUAUUACUGCAUGUCAACAUUUAAUAAGUCUUAUGAAAGAAAAAAUUAUUUUGGAGAUUUUGCUCAGAAAUAAUAUAGAAAAUGUACCAGAAUACUUAUAGUUAUAGGUUCACUAGGUACAGUUAACUAAAUAAUUUGAAUAUUUCAUACCCAUAACCAAACUAACAUAUGUUUUCAAAGCAAGAAAAGUAUUAUUAUAGUAUUGUCUCCCAAAUCAGCAUGUAAAAUGCCUAACACUUAAAAAUUUAUCUUUUUAUUGGUAUAAUUUGACUCAGUGGUCAGGUUGUUCCAAAAAUAUGGCACAUUGUACUUAAAUUUAACUAUGUAUGAGAACAGACAUACAUUAACAGCCAUGUUACAUUCUUGAAAAAUAUCAGUUAAACAAAGUGGCCCUUGAUUUAAUCAAGAUUGGUCAUACAAAACAGUAUUAAAUUAUGAUUUAGGUUACUAGACCUUCCAGAAUUUCUGGACAAAUCUAUGCUCAGAGAACAAAAUUUUCAGGAUGCAAGUUGUUGGCAAACAAGUUUUAAAUAAUAAAUGUCUCUGUUAAAUUUCUUCAGAGAAAAAUGCUAAAUUUUUCCAAGGGCAGAUAUCUUUGACCUUUAGAAAUUUUAUUCUACUAAUCAUGUUAGUUUUAUGUUUCAGCAAAUUUCUGUUCAAUAGACAGCUUUGAUUUAAUAACUCACAUUCUUGACAAAUUUAUAUCAUCAUCACUGCAAUUUUUGCAUGUUCUGUAUCAUGUGGACGAUUUCCGUUAUGUGCAUUACAAUUAUAAAAAAUAAAUUGUCCGCCAAAAAAUGAAUAAUCUAAAACAUUGAUGAAAACUAAGGAAAAUAUUUCAUAAAAUGUACAAACAUUAUAAAAGCUUUCACAUCUGAGAUACGAUUGUAACUUUUUAGCAAUGCCAAAAAUUAGCAUAUAAUCUGUAUACUUUACUUUAGACAUCAAUUUUUUUACAAUAGUGACAUCAAAUUUGAGUAGUGAAUGUUUGGAAACUGGAAAGUUGCUGCCUCGACUUAUAUAUACCAUGUGACUAUUGUAAAUGAACUAAGUCUUUGGUUUGUGGCAGAGGCUGCGUGUUAAUAUAGCCGAACAGUAUGCAGUGUAAACAUUAACUAAUUAACUACAUAUACUUAAACACACCAUACUAAAUCGUAACCCACUCCAGCAAUCAAAUAACAAAACAUAUUUCACUCUCACACCAUGAAAGUGUACAAUGUCAGAUCACAGAACUGUUGUUAGUGCCAUUAGUUCCCAUCAUAGUGAUUUGCAUGCAUCACUAUUAAUAGUAAACAGUAUGUCUCACUUUUCUCUUGUGAUUCCAAAAAUGUAAGCUUCUAUCCAAAGUAUAACUGGAGUAUUUAAGAGCUACACUACUUGCCACUUGGAUAUAGAGAACAAAGCAGGCUGGAAUGAAGUACAUAUUUAAUCAUGACUACAUUUCCUAAUAGUGAACAAGAAAUUUUAAGUCUAUUGUACAAAUUAAGGGGAAAAAAUUACAGUUUCUGUAAACAUAUGUGUAUUAUAAAGGAUUUAUAGCAUGCAAUUACUUUUUAGUUGCAUUGGAACCAGGUUUCAUGACUUCUUUAAUACAUUGAAAUUUUAGUAUACAGUUAUGACAAAGGAGCUUAAGUAAAUUUCGAUAAAGUGUGUGCUGGCCACACAACUAGAAUAGUGUGUAUGUAAACUGACAGAAGUCUCGCAACUUUACAUUUUACUAACCAAAAGUAUAUGGAAGUGUUACAUAAGGUUUCGUUUGAUCAUCUUGUGAUGAAAGAAAAGUGCAAAAGAUAUUUUCUUAACUAAAUUAGAUAAUGGCUUAAAAAAUUUGGUUGUCAAAAGAGAGAUGGUUGAUAACAUUGUAUUUUCAAACUAAACAAUUAUCAGUUGUUACCUUGAAAAGUUCUUUAGUAGUGAACACUAAUUCCCAGAACAUUGGUUGAAACUGUUCAUAACUUGUUACUUCACCAUGAAUGGGUAUGAUACAAAUUAUAACAGUUAAUAAUAUUUUUAUUUUUAUCUUGUUUUAUUAAGUCUGGUGCUUUUGGUAUGUUAUACAAAUUAUUAAAAACGAUUAGUAUGCCUAAGUAUUUUCAACAUUUAUUUUAUCUUUAAAGAUUGGCAAUUGUUUUUUGUUACUACUGCAUAAAUUUAAGUGAAUAAUUUCCAUUUCAUAAAAAUAGUAAAAAAAAUUAACACAACAACACAAUUGAAUAAUAACCUACAGAACAAACAAAAAUAACUAGGAAUUUCACAGAGACCCUUGCAGUCCAAAUAGUCAUUGAAGAAAUUGCAUAAAUGAACACAAAAUCACAUAAACCAGGUACAUUCACAAUAAAUAUAAGUUAGAUUAACUCCUUGUCCAAGAAAUAUCAACCAAAGAAUACAAGUAGUAACCCAACAGAUACAGAUGAAACCCCAAAAAGCAAAGUAACACAUUCCAAGCAAAAUCACAACAAAAAUUAUCUAUAAUACAAUAAACAUCACAGUAGACUAAAAGAAAGGCCAGGAAAAGCUUAGUAUUGGCACUCUUUUCAAUGCACCAAUAGGAAGAAGAUAGUUUCCAAUUGGGACGUUAAGGAGAAUAACCGCUGAUUGGGCAAAGAAUCAUCUUCUAAGGUUUUGAGAUUGUUAGUUGGUAAUAAAUGUCUAAUUUUUGGUGGCAUUAUAAGUUUUUAGUAAGAGUGCUUCUAUGAGAAUUCAAAACUAUCAAAACAUACCUGGAACAACAGUCAUAAAUUUGUGUGAGAAAAAUC